CAGCCUUGGGAGCUCAGGAAGCGCCUCCCCGUCCUCAUCCACAACAACAGAGGAGGAGGCCUGUCAGGAGGCGCGCUGCUGCCCUUCCCUUCCCUUCAUAGGCCGCCGCCAUACCUGCCUUUGAAACCCCUGGCGCUCGCAGAUGCUUUCUUUACAUGUCGGAAGAACGUGCUUUUGGCAAAGAGUGCGACCACCCAUAUAGACAACUUUUCUGCUUCAGUCAGCGGAAAGCCAGUCUCAGAGGAGCAGCAAGCCCUGCUGCAGCAGUGGCUAGAGGAAGGAGCUGGUGAGGUACAUCCCAAUGAGAGUGCUUCAAAACCAGAGAAGAUAUCAGCCGUUUUGGCUACUGAGUGGCGAGAAGGCCCAGAGCUACUGAUGACGAGCUUAAGCGACCUGAACAUAUCACCAGAGUCUGGUGACCAGGAGCAGCCACAGCAGCAGUAUGUGGACCAGACUGAAGUAUCUCCUGAACUACAGGAGUUUGUAGAAACGACACUGUCAAAUUUACCAGCAGAGGAGAGAGAUGCCCUAGGGGACAAUGCAAUAUGGGCAGCAGUAAGGACACAUGCUGCUCCUCAGAUUAUUGAUGCUGCUCCUUUAUCCACAGAAGUGUGGAUUGAAGACCCUGCUAUCUUAGCUUGGAGUCCUGCCCAGGAGAGUGAUGUGGGGUCAGUGGAGGGAGGAGUGUGGCCUUUUCAGAACACAGGUCAAUUUCAGCCACUUCCAAUUGAGAUACCUUAUCAUGAGAUUCUUUGGAGAGAUUGGGAAGAUCUUUCUGCUCAGGCUUGCAUCCCAGAGCUGGGCUCAGAGGGGAGUUCUUUGUUUGAAUUCAGAGUCAUGUCCUACAAUAUUCUGGCCCAGGAUCUGAUAGAGCAGAGCCCUCAUCUUUACAUGCAUUGUCACCCAGACAUCCUGAACUGGAGCUAUCGUCUCACCAAUCUCUUACAGGAGAUCCAGCACUGGGAUCCUGAUAUUCUCUGUCUCCAAGAAAUUCAGGAGAAUCACUUUUGGGAGCAACUGGAACCAGCACUUAUGAUGAUGGGCUUUACCUGUAUCUUUAAGCGGCGGACAGGAAGAAAGACAGAUGGAUGUGCCAUCUGCUAUAAGCAGAACAUGUUCCAGCUGAUCAGUUCAAACCCUGUGGAGUUCUUUCGGCCUGGCUUAGACAUCCUCAACAGAGACAAUGUGGGUCUGGUGUUACUACUGCAGCCCUUACUACCAGAAGGUUUAGGAGACAAAUCAAUCAGUCCUUUAUGUGUGGCAAACACUCAUGUGUUGUACAAUCCUCGUCGAGGAGAUAUCAAACUAGCCCAGAUGGCUUUACUCCUGGCAGAAAUUGACAAGACUGCAAAAAUGGCUGAUGGCAGUUAUUGUCCUGUCAUCUUAUGCGGUGACCUGAACUCUGUACCUGACUCACCGCUGUACAAGUUCAUUCGAAAUGGCCAGUUGUAUUACCAUGGGAUGCCAGCCUGGAAGGUGUCUGGACAGGAAGAACUCUGUCAGAAUUUACACCAGCGGAAACUGCUGACACCCCUUUGGCCUAGCUCCCUGGGUAUAACUGAUAGCUGCCAGUAUGCCACUCUUUGCCAAAGCAAGAAGUCAGACAGGCGCAAAUACAGCCGUGCAUUCUUGCUUCAGUUCCGCUACUGUGAUGCUGCUUGUGAACGACCUUCAGACUUGGUCCUGUUGGAAGGUGUGACAGAUGCUGUACCAGAUUGUCCUGCAUACUGGCCUAAGGAACCUAUUGUGGUCAACAACUCUGAUUCAGAAAUGUUUUGUUCAAGCUACCCAGGCAGUAUUCAGCAUGGCCUCAACCUGACUUCUGUCUACAGCCACUUCCUUCCCACAAGAGGUCGCCCUGAGAUCACAACCAUGCCAAUGGGUGUGGGUGCCACUGUGGAUUACAUCUUCUACUCAGCAAAGCCAAUCAAGAACAACAAUCUAGAAGGUCCCAGGAUAUAUCAAGAUGGAGCCCUGAAGCUACUGGGACGUCUUUCCCUCCUCUCUGAAGACAUCCUUUGGUCAGCAAAUGGCUUACCGAACCCUUUCUAUUCAUCAGAUCAUCUGUGUCUGCUGGCCAGUUUCGGCCUAGAGAUCUCCAGCUUCUGAUCAUGUGCCAGAUCUCUAGGACUUACUCAUCAGUUAGUCUGACUGGGAAAAUCAUGCCAUUUGAAGUUUGCAUCAACUAACCAAAAAGAAAACCCCCACCCACUCCAGCAAUUUUUCCUUCCUCACCCUUUCCUUCCCCUAUUUUUGAGAUGUCCUUGUUCUUUUCUCCCAUGGUUCUUUUUUUCUCCAUAAUAGGAUAACCUAAGAUUUACCCUGUAAUGCUGCAGUUCUAGACCGAGCUUCACUUCUAGUUUUUGACCUCUUUUUUCUCUGGCUUGCUACUCCAUCUCUGAGAAGGACAUCCUGCCAGCAAACAGAUUUCUUGGUUUGGUGAGAAUACUUUUUGCUACCGUUAUAUAGAAGGUGGAAGGGCUUGUUGUGUGCUCAUCGCAAAGAUCUUGACUGAAGAGGCAAGACAAGGGCUGAAUCUUUUACGGAGGUUCUCCUUUUUUUGCUUUCUGCUGCUAAGAGCAGGGGAAGUAAGAUUUAUUAUUUUCCAUGGCACUCAGGUCAAAGUGGUGGUGCUGCCUGGUUUUGGCAAUUGUGCAAAUUAUAUUAAUUUUGGUGGUGGUGCUGCUACUACCUUUCAGAGGUAGGUGCUUGCUGGCUGCUGUUUCCCUUUAUCUGGUUAGAAAUGAAAUGAAAACAACUGGUGCCACCUGACACACCAGAGAGACUUUUUAAGACUUCCCAGUCCAGGCUUCAGAUCUUCUGCAAAAAUGCCAGAUACGUUUGAAAGCUUUCAGCCCACAUUGUGAAGAAGUGAUCUCUCAACUCUUAAGAGCCCCAUUGUGUUUUAUUCUCAGGUUCUGUUUGCUUUUGUUUUUUCUUUCUCAUUGUAAGCUUUGGGACAUUGUUAUUGCCUCUUAUGGCAUCCAGAGAAGAAAGGACUGCUAAAAUUGAUAGGAAAAAGAAAAGUGCUUUUUUGUGUUUUGUCUGUUUGGAGCUUGGAGGCCAUGCCACUGAGACCUCAGCUGGGCCUGGCAGUUGAUGCUCAUUUUUUUUUCUUUCAGUACUGAUGGACUGUGGCUACAGAAUAAGUGGUCAGCUCUAGAUUAACCCCACCCUUUCCUUGAAACAUGGAAACCACAAGAUCUAACAUCAGCUAUGUGGGGGCCAAAUUUAUUUUGGAAAAGAAAAUGUAUUGGGAGUUCUCUGUAUUUUUAAAGUUUUUCUUAAAUUAAAAAAAUAAAGUUCUAUGAUUUCAGAAAAA
This is a messenger RNA of Anolis sagrei ordinatus, 3322 nucleotides long. It is a transcript of the gene ANGEL1, whose product is annotated as angel homolog 1. NCBI's taxonomy places the organism in Eukaryota, Metazoa, Chordata, Lepidosauria, Squamata, Anolidae. The record is from RefSeq and is a predicted model, not a curated record. Gene Ontology annotation, molecular function: 3'-5'-RNA exonuclease activity.